AAUCAAAGUGUAUUUUGUCAAAGCACCUCUCACAUUUUGAUGUUACCACUGGGUUUCCACCUGAUGUUGUACAUGAUCUUUUUGAGGGAAUUGUUCCUUUUGAACUUGCGCUUUGCCUCAAUUUGUUAAUCAAAAAAAAGUAUUUCACAUUAUGUACAUUGAAUGAAGCAAUAUCAUCUUUCAACUUUAAGUGGGCUGACAAAACAAAUCGACCUCAUCCUGUGGCUCUCAGUUUUGCAUCCAAAAAAAGUGUAGGAGGGAAUGCACACGAGAACUGGAGUUUUACCAGAUUUUUGCCUUUGUUCGUUGGGCAGAGUGUACCCUGUGAGGAGCCUGCUUGGCACAUCUUAACAGACUUGAAGGACAUUGUUGAUCUUGUUGUCAGUCCUGUUCAUACUGAGGACUCCAUUGCAUAUCUUGGUUUUAAGAUCUCCGAGCACAGAAUCAAGUUUCAAGAGGUUUUCCCAGAUGUUAAUCUUAAACCAAAGCACCACUACUUGGAACAUUAUCCAUACUUGAUCCGUAAGUUUGGGCCACUGGUUGCACUAUGGACUAUGCGAUUCGAAGCAAAGCAUAGUUUUUUUAAAAGAGUUGCAAGGAACAUCAGAUGCUUCAAAAAUGUACUUCUUUCCCUUUCACAGAGACAUCAGUAUCAGAUUGCAUAUCAUUUGCAUGCAAUUAGCUUUGCCAAACCCCCACUGGAAGUAACAGAUGUUUCCACUGUUCACAUUGAUGUUCUUAACAAGGACAUCUCAAAUGCACUGAGACAGAAGUCUCCAGAUAUGGACAAUGUGUGCUUGGCUAAAAGUGUAGCAUAUAAUGGACUAAUCUACAAGUGUGGGAUGAUCUUGAUCCACGGCUCACUGGGAGGACUGCCAGAGUUAGGUGAAAUCAUCCAAAUGGUGAUACUGCAGGACAAACUAAUCUUCAUUCUGAAAAAGCUUAGCGGAUGGUAUAUGGAACACUACAGAGCUUAUGAUCUCAAAACAUCACCAAGCAAAGAAGUGGAACUUGUUGAGCCACAAGAACUGCAUGAUACCUACCCACUGGCAGACUACAAAAUUAGAGGGAUGCGUCUUGUCACCUUGAAAAGAUAUGUCCAUGUUUAAAGGACCACCAUGGCUGGUUCAACACCUGCAAGACUGAAGGUGAUUUUAGGAGAGAACAACAUUGAAAAGCUGACUCUUCCAAAUGGCAUCCCAGAGUCACUUGAAGACCUUCUCAGCACGAUAAAGACUACCUUUGGGUUAAAAGGUAACUUCAGACUGCAAUACAUGGACCAAGACUUUGGCAACGACUUCUUCAAUCUGAAUUCUACCACCGAACUUCGGAAUUUGGGGACAAUCAAAGUGAUCCACCAGCAAACAAAUCCACCUUUGAUCAGUGCCGAUCAGUCCACUUCAUCUCUGUCUCUUUCAUUUGAGUCUGAUGACGGUAUUUCGGUGGCAUCAAAUGACACAAUUAUCCUCUCAUCCCCUGAAUCUGUCAUCUCGAACACAACAGUGGCCAGAAGACUUUGCAAUUCCCCAAUUUUCAUAUGACACAGAGCUACAGCUAGAGAGGGGGAAUACUGAGUACCGUGUGAGCCAAAAAAUGUUGACUUUAAGCGCCCGAAUGCUGUCUGAUAUCCUGAAAAGAGUUGCAGAAGAAAUUUACCGUUACAAGGCCUAUCCAGAGGAUGCACAUUUCUGCGCAGCUGCAGAGGCCCUUAUCAAAAAGCACCCAUGUUUGAAAGAACCUGGAUCAUUCAAUGGCUGCUACGGUUGGAAACAACGACUGAAGUACAAAAUGGCAAACUACAGGACCCAGCUCAAAUUACAGGGGUGUCCAGAGCUGUGUGUAAACUCACUGAAAUCUAAAGCUACUACAGAUGCUUUCCCUGCUAAAAAAGUGAAGAAGCCAAAACGUUCUGAAGCUAACUUUUAUCCAUCCUUUCCUACUGGUGAGACUCUGGACAGCAUGGAAAAAGUGAGACUAGAACUUCUGACAGAGAUCGGGAUAAGGGACAAUGAAAGGGUCAUCGCAGACAAAAUGGCUAACACGUUUGCCUACAGACGACAUGAGGUGGUAAACCAAGAACCAAGCAUUCAGGAACUGAAGGACAGAUGGCCUGCACUCUUCACACAGAAAGAGAUAAAUACAGAGUUCCAGAGGCUCAUGGCUGUUCCUCUUGAGUGGAAGUUCAUGGCCCAGUUAGACAUGCACUCAAGUCAGCUGAUCAAAGUCAUACAUUCCAAAGGAGGAGCAACACGCCAAAAGAUUGCGAACAUCAUGGACACAUUGGACCAGACUGUGGACAUUAAUCAUCGGAGGGAAUGUGUGCUGAAAGCCCUCACCAUCUUCCUGGGAGAAGAUGCAGAUGGCCUGAUCAAGGAAUACCUUGACUGUGGAGCAGAUGAUGUUCAGAAGGACCUGGAGGAGGUCACCAUGGCAGUGUAUGUGAUUCGGAAGGAGGGGGAGGGACUGCAGGAGCCACCUGAAGACAUUGGCAUUGUCAUUGAGGGUGUGGAAGUGUUGCAUGAACUAACUUCGGUUGCCUCAGCUUGUGCCCUGCUUCUAGGUUUGAUCUAUGCACUCAACCUAGCUUAUCCAAAACCCUUUCGCUUCACUUUUGAAGUGCUCCAAAAAAUCUUCAUGCAGCUUGAUCAGCACAAGAUGUCCCCCAAAGUCCAAAAUCUGUAUAUCAAACUUCAAAGCUCCCAGUAAUGGCACAGAACAAUGACCAACAAAUGGCCUUGUGCCAUAAUGCGAAGGAACAACUGUGUUUGGAAAUAUAGUGAAAAAUCUGUAAAAUAUGUAGUCUCUUUUGGAUGUUGGGCCUUUUUUAUGCUCCAAGAGACCUCAAACCACAAUUUAAUGUGCUUUUAUACAUACUUUGUAUGGUAUUUUUAUUUAUUUUUUAAUUUUUUUUCAGACAUAUUUGCCUUCGUUUCAAGGGAAAGGUUGCAUUUCAGGUUUGAUGUGCUCAGUUAUACAACAAACUGUUGUGACAUUCUAAAACUCUAAAGGAGUGUUUAUAUUUUUUCAUCCCCAUUGGUCAGCUACACUGUUCAGAUAUUUAUUCAUUGGCUAUAGCUGAAGAGAAGUUUCUGUAUACUCUUGGGGCACUUUUUCAUAGUUGACACUAUAUGUGUUGAGAUUGAUAUUUGUGUAAUACUGUGUUGCACUUUACACUUUGAUGACAACUUUGUGGUCCUACUAAGCGUUACUUGCAUUUUGUGCAUAUGUGUUUUAAAAAGGACAAAUGUGUAAUGUGUUUGACCAAAAGCUGUGUUGG
Messenger RNA from Pelmatolapia mariae (spotted tilapia), 3277 nucleotides. RefSeq lists its product as uncharacterized. Bases 1429 to 2706 code for a protein of 425 amino acids. The record is from RefSeq and is a predicted model, not a curated record. Lineage: Eukaryota; Metazoa; Chordata; Actinopteri; Cichliformes; Cichlidae. The transcript has 5 exons.